AUGUCAUCAUCAUCAUUAUUAUAUAGAACAUCAUCAUUGAUUAGAAGAUCAAUGAUUUCAAUGACCAAUACAUCGACAUCAUCGACAUCAUCUACAUUCAUAACAAGAUCAAGCAGCGAUGCAAAAGGAUUACAACAAUUUUUCGAACAUGAGUACCCAAAGGGAACAUACCCAUUGGCCGGUAAGAAAUGGGAAGCAAGAGAUCUCCGUGGCAAGUCAUUUGAAGAUCUCCACAAGUUAUGGUUUGUCUUGUUAAAGGAACGUAACAAAUUAAUGUCAGAGCGUGAGAAUGCAAAGGAUCACAAGCUCACCAAUCCAUUCCGUCUCCAAAAGGUCAGAAAAUCAAUGACCGCCAUCAAGACUGUCCUCGGCGAACGUGACAGUCUCCGCAAAGAACUAUAUAUAUUGACAAAGUGUGCAGACAAUGAAAGAAAAGACGUACAAAAGCGUGUCGACUAUUUCAAAAACUUGGUUGGUGCCGUCUCUCUAACUCCUGGUCUCAAAGAAUUGGAAGAAUUACAAGAAAGUUUAAAGGUUGACUUGAGUUUGGAAGAAAGCAUAGAUAACUUGACAAACUUAAAAUCAAACUAA
Messenger RNA from Cavenderia fasciculata, 591 nucleotides. RefSeq lists its product as uncharacterized. Gene Ontology annotation, cellular component: mitochondrial large ribosomal subunit; mitochondrial ribosome. Gene Ontology annotation, biological process: mitochondrial translation. The coding region runs from base 1 to 591 and encodes 196 amino acids. The record is from RefSeq and is a predicted model, not a curated record. Gene Ontology annotation, molecular function: structural constituent of ribosome. The transcript has a single exon. Lineage: Eukaryota; Evosea; Eumycetozoa; Acytosteliales; Cavenderiaceae.